UAGGAACUCGAGAGUCGUGACAUCGAUAGGCGAUAUUCGAUGUUCGAGGGUCGCGAGUCAAGAAAUGAGACACCCUUCCGUCUCCAGGGCCUCCAGUAGCCUUGUGACAAUCACAAAUCAGCUGAUGACGUAACAGGCGACGAGUGGCGGAGAGAAAAAGUAGUGUGCUCGGCUAUUGGUGUUGGUGCGCUGGUGGGCACAAGCGAAAUAUGGCGUAGGAUUUCGUGGCUAGUUACAUCGGUUGCAUUUUGUAUUUUCCACAGACAUCUCUGAACAGUUGCGAGCGUACAUUACUAGUAAUAAUAUUUACAAUCGGGCGUGGCUGCGGUUAUAUUAGAAAUUUUAGGCAUGAGUGUCGACGCGUACGGGCCUAGCAGCCAAACCCUGACUUUCCUCGACACGGAGGAAGCAGAUUUGAUCGGGGCAGAUACGCAGGGGAGCGAAUUCGACUUCACUGAUUUCACUUUACCCUCACCCAGUCAAACCCAGGCUUCCCAGCACGACGGAGGCCAGAGCCAACCCGUUCAGGUUAAUGGCACAACUGGUGGUGGUAGUUCUUCGCUCGACUUGAAAAUUACCGGCGCUACUCAAAGUCUUGCCGAACUCCAAUUUGAAGAGGAAGAAGAGGAAGCAUACUACAAUCGAGACUUGCCAGAACAUGCUUGCAAAUACUGCGGCAUUCAUGAAGCAUCAUGUGUCGUUAUGUGCAACGCAUGUCGCAAAUGGUUCUGCAAUGGUCGUGGCAAUACUUGUGGUUCGCAUAUCAUCAAUCAUUUGGUCCGUGCCAAACAUAAGGAGGUCACUUUGCACAGAGAUGGACCAUUAGGUGAAACGGUACUGGAAUGCUACUCCUGUGGUGUAAGAAAUGUUUUUGUGCUGGGUUUUAUUCCCGCCAAAGCCGACUCUGUGGUUGUGUUGCUUUGUCGACAACCCUGUGCCGCCCAAAGCUCUUUGAAGGAUAUGAAUUGGGAUCAGGAGCAAUGGAAACCACUAAUCGCGGAUCGCAGUUUUCUGGCUUGGUUGGUUAAGAUCCCAUCUGAUCAGGAGCAAUUGAGAGCUAGGCAAAUGUCUGCUCAACAAAUGAACAAGUUGGAAGAGUUAUGGAGAGACAAUGUAGAUGCAACGUUUCAAGACCUAGAAAAACCAGGGGUUGAUGAAGAGCCGCAACAAGUUCUUCUGCGAUACGAAGAUGGAUAUCAAUAUCAAAAUAUAUUUGGUCCACUUGUGAAGUUGGAAGCUGACUACGACAAGCGCCUUAAGGAGUCACAGACGCAAGAAAACAUAGAGGUACGCUGGGACGUAGGUUUGAACAAGAAGACCAUUGCCUACUUCAUGCUUGCGAAAACGGAUGGUGAUAUGAAACUGAUGCAUGGUGAUGAAUUGAGAUUGCGCUACUUAGGAGAGCUCCACAAGCCAUGGUCAGGAAUUGGCCAUGUGAUAAAGAUACCUGAUAAUUACGGAGAGGAAGUUGGCAUUGAAUUAAAAAAUAACUCAGGUGCACCAACAGAAUGCAUUAGCAACUUUGUUGUGGAUUUCAUUUGGAAAAGCACGAGUUUCGAUCGAAUGCAACUGGCUUUGCGUAAAUUCGCCGUUGAUGACUCCUCUGUGUCUGGAUAUAUUUAUCACAGGCUUCUUGGUCACGAAGUUGAAGAAGUAUUGUUUCGCUGCCAUCUUCCAAAACACUUUAGCGCUCCAAAUCUACCAGAUCUGAAUAGAUCACAAGUUUAUGCUGUCAAACAUGCCGUACAAAGACCUUUGUCCCUUAUCCAGGGGCCUCCAGGUACUGGUAAAACCGUAACUAGUGCAACCAUAGUUUACCAGCUAGUAAAACAAAACGGAGGUCCCGUAUUGGUUUGCGCACCCUCUAAUACUGCCGUCGACCAAUUGACUGACAAGAUCCAUAAGUCUAAUUUAAAAGUUGUGCGUUUAUGUGCCAAGUCGAGAGAAGCUAUUGACUCGCCUGUCAGUUUCCUUGCCUUGCAUAACCAAAUAAAGAACAUGGAAACAAAUAACGAACUGCAAAAGUUGCAGCAACUGAAAGAUGAAACUGGUGAAUUAUCGAGCGUUGAUGAAAAACGUUAUAGACUUUUAAAAAAGACAGCAGAGAAGGAGCUUUUGGAGGCUGCCGACGUCAUUUGCUGCACCUGCGUUGGUGCAGGAGACCCAAGAUUACACCGUUUGAAAUUCCACUCGAUUUUGAUUGAUGAAAGCAUGCAAGCUACGGAACCUGAAUGCAUGGUGCCUGUAGUCUUAGGAGCCAAACAAUUGAUUCUAGUUGGUGAUCACUGCCAACUAGGACCAGUUGUAAUGUGCAAAAAAGCAGCUAGAGCUGGCCUAUCUCAAUCUCUAUUUGAACGACUUGUCGUACUGGGUAUUCGUCCGUUCCGUUUAGAAGUUCAAUACCGUAUGCACCCAGACCUAUCUCGGUUCCCAUCCAACUUUUUCUACGAAGGCUCUCUGCAGAACGGUGUCUGUGCAGACGAACGGAAGUUACUGAAAAUUGAUUUUCCGUGGCCUGCGCCUGACAAGCCAAUGUUCUUUUACGUAACCCAAGGACAAGAAGAAAUCGCCGGUAGCGGCACGUCGUAUCUUAAUCGAACCGAAGCUUCUAAUGUUGAAAAAAUUACCACCAGAUUUUUACGUUGCGGUGUGAAACCUGAACAGAUUGGAGUAAUCACACCGUAUGAAGGUCAGAGAGCUUAUCUGGUUCAGUACAUGCAAUACCAAGGUUCUCUAUACUCUAAACUCUACCAAGAAAUAGAGGUUGCCAGUGUCGAUGCCUUCCAAGGUCGAGAAAAAGACAUAAUUAUCAUGUCUUGUGUUCGGUCAAAUGAACAUCAAGGAAUUGGAUUCUUAAACGAUCCUAGAAGAUUGAACGUUGCACUUACUCGUGCUAAGUACGGUAUAAUCAUUGUUGGAAAUCCAAAAGUGUUGUCGAAACAGCCUCUGUGGAAUCACUUGCUUAGUUUCUAUAAGGAACAGAAAGUUCUCGUCGAAGGACCCCUGAAUAAUUUGAAAGAAUCAAUGAUUCAAUUUGCCAAACCUAAGAAACUGGUAAAUGCUGCUAACCCAGGAUCUCACUUUAUGUCAACUUCUAUGUACGAUGCAAGAGAAGCUCUAAUUCCUGGCUCUGUUUACGAUCGUUCUGGUAAUCAGGUGAACGGUACUCAAAAUCAUAAUCCGUACUACCAGAGAAAUGUUCCGCUAGAUAUUUUCAGCAGAACUCAUGAUACGAUCAGCUACAUUAGCCCAGAGAGAGCACAAGCUGCUAUGAACAAUGUUCCGGUUCCUGUUGGAAUGUUCAUGAACAUGGCUCAUGUUCCACCGCGAUUCUACAACCAACAUCAGCAAGCCCUACAAGCAAGGCAGAAUCUAAGAAAUCGCAGAGGCGCAACUUCGGCUAAAAACAAAGCUGGCCUUCGGGGAAGUAAACUCAGUCAAACGGAACAAAAUACGCAGCCCUAUAGCCAACCAGGACUCCCGCUUACUCAAGGAACUACGCAAGGAAUGUCACAGCCAGGUUUUAGCCUGUCCCAGCCGGGUCUUAGUCAGGCGGAGUUGUCACAAGACUCGUUUGCAGUUGGUGAGUUUCAGUCACAAAUGGACGGUUUAUUGUCUCAGGAUUCUACUUAUCAAGGAGAUAGAAGCGGAUUUUACCAGUCAGGCCAGUCGCAAGCAGGAGGCCAGUUCUCCCAACCGUACUGAGCCGAAAAGAUACGGCUGAACAACGCAUUCGCCAUGCAGCGUCGCGGGAGCGACUGAAGGCUUAUUAAACCAACUCUUCUUCGACAAAAAAUACAAACCAACCAACUGCGUAAAACGGUAAAACGGCUCGACAAACGAGUACAUAUAGUACAAGUCGUCGGUAUGAUGAGAGGUGACCAUGCCGAGGAUAACUAUAAAAUGAUGACAAACUGAUAUGAGUAACACCGCAACGCAAGUGAACGGACCGUUUUAUCGCGGGGAUCGAGUGACACUGGAAAAUGGGACGUGUAAUUCACUUCUAAAUUGACAAGCGCCGACAUAGCAGUAAUGCGACCAGACACCCCAUGGCAAGGCGACAAGUGCUGAUCGGCACAUUUAUAUCUUAAACAAAAUGUGGAAGAUCUGUAACGUUUUUUCUUCUUCUAAUUUCUGGCAACCUUUCGUACCUUUAACUCCAACUGGCUAAUCUGGCUAGAUUGUUUGAAUGCCAGCGACAGAGGUAGUUAUGUAAGGUGCAGGGUUUGUUAAGCGUUUCAGUUCUUUUAAAUUUUGUCUAAGUUUCCGAUAGAAAAAACUUGGAAAACUAACUAUCUUCUAGACAUCAGAGAGGUAUCAUUGUUAACAAGUUACCUCUACUGUUCAUCCUCUAGAUGUCGAAACGCAUAGAAACGAUAAAUUUUAUGCCGAAAAUUGUAAGCGCAUAAAUUUCAAGUGAACACAGGACGAAAUCCUUGUGAAAUUUAUGAAGCCACUAAUCAUCCAUCAAGUAAUGUAAUCUAUGCUUCAACAUAGAGUUAGAUUUCUUUUUCAUUUUUCUUUCAACAUUUUGGCAUAAACUAAACAUUCUAUUAACGUCAAAGAUCGAUAUUCUUAUUAUGUUUUGGUUUGUUGGUUCAAUGUUUAUUUACUGCUAAAGCCAAACCAAACUGCAACUAGAUUAUUUUACUUUCUUUAGGUCAUUUAUUUACUGAUGGAUUAAUACCACCAAUUAAUCGGACAGAAAGUAUGCUACCUGCAUCUUGGAACAUUGUGCAUAAGAGUGCUUAUCGCUGAUAACAUUAUGCGACAUGGUGGAUGUCUGAUGAAGAAAUGCACCUAUUCACAAUAUUUAAGAUCGUUUAAAGUUUUAAUAUUAUUUUUAAUAAGGGAUACACACACAAAUGCAUAGUCCGCUAGAGUGUUGGGGGGGAUUUUAGUUACUAAUCCAGCCGAAAUAUCAAUGGUGUAGUACUGAUUAUUUCUUUUCGUUGUUACAAAAUUAUCUAUAUUCUAAUUUGGCAGCAAUAGCAUUAUUAUUAUGAAAUAAUAAUCAGCGUAAUACAUCGCAAAAUUAAUAUAUUUCUUUUUUGGAUCGAAAACGCACCACUAGCUAUAAAUUACAGUAUGAAGAUUCGUUGUAAAAUCUUAUGGUACCAAUAAAUUUGAUUUAAAAAUA
Messenger RNA from Neodiprion fabricii, 5140 nucleotides. It is a transcript of the gene Upf1, whose product is annotated as regulator of nonsense transcripts 1 homolog. NCBI's taxonomy places the organism in Eukaryota, Metazoa, Arthropoda, Insecta, Hymenoptera, Diprionidae. Bases 349 to 3705 code for a protein of 1118 amino acids. The record is from RefSeq and is a predicted model, not a curated record. Gene Ontology annotation, cellular component: cytoplasm. The transcript has 6 exons. Gene Ontology annotation, molecular function: hydrolase activity; RNA helicase activity; ATP binding. Gene Ontology annotation, biological process: nuclear-transcribed mRNA catabolic process, nonsense-mediated decay.